Saccostrea echinata is the source of this 1648-nucleotide messenger RNA. RefSeq names its product complement C1q-like protein 2. NCBI's taxonomy places the organism in Eukaryota, Metazoa, Mollusca, Bivalvia, Ostreida, Ostreidae. Bases 81 to 593 code for a protein of 170 amino acids. The transcript is spliced from 2 exons. The record is from RefSeq and is a predicted model, not a curated record. Gene Ontology annotation, molecular function: protein binding.
UACAAAAAAUUGGAAUUAUAUUUCUAUACUUAGGUUUUGUUAACAGUCAAAAGACUACGAACAAUUCGGAUCCAAACAAUAUGUCCGAUCUUCAGAAUAGGGUGGACAUGUUGGAAAAAGCUGUAGGAAGAAUUCUGACUGGGAAAGACCAUGCAAAUAUAAGCGGUUUAAAGAUUUAUCACCAGGGCAUUCCUUCAUUCAACACCAAGCUUGUAGCUUUCAGUGCACGAUCCAAUGAUAGAUCCGGAAUAAGUAAUGGAUUCAUACUGAAGUUCUCUCAUGUCAUCACUAACCUGGGAAACCACUACAAUUCGACGGAUGGGAUUUUCAUCGCACCUGUUCAUGGAUUGUACAUGUUUCACUGGACCAUGAACUGCCAUACAACCGGAAGUAAUCACUGUGGCACAAAUCUAAAAAUCAAUGGUUCUGGAAAAGGUUACAUAUACUCAGGGGAGAAUGCUGCUAACCAUUACCAUACCGGUUCAAGUUCGCUGCUGCUCGAAGUUCAGGCGGGAGAUCAUGUGUGGAUUGAAACCAAUUCUUGGUCCAACGUCCGAAUUUAUCACUGGUCUUCUUUUUCAGGAUGUCUAUAGUCAAUAUCAUGAGUAAGAAUAUGAGAACUAUGAGAAGAAGUCUUCUAGGCGGGUUAAAGAUCGAGGACCUUGAUUAAAGAUCUUAGUUAAAUAUCAAGGACAAUGCUUAAAUAUCCAGAAUAUCGGCUUUAUUUACUCUCCAAUGACAGCUUUAUCAAGGAGGUCAGCUGUAUCCUCAAGAUAUCUAUUCAACAUACAUGUACAUAUAUCUUUAAAAUAAUUUUUAUAUUUAUUUUUACAUUGAUAUGCAAAAUAUAAAAUAACGACGAUGUUAUAUCAUAUAUUAUAUUGCUUCAUGCUUUUAUCUUGUUCCAAUGAACUAUGUGUCACAACUUGUAUAGCAAAGAAAGGCACCUAUACUACCACCUGCACUACAUUUGUGGUCAACAUACUUCUUAUUUGCAAAAGGAAAACGAAGGCAAACGUGACAGAGUUAAUGUGUUUUUAAGUAGGUACAGUGCAACACGCUUAUAAUGAACACGCUAACAAUGAAUUGACGCUUACAGCAAAUUGAUUUUAUAAACUUAACGCAUAAAACGAAUUACACUUAUAACGAAGCAAAAUAGUCCGUCCAUGGCACUUGGUUAUAAGCGUGCUUUCCUGUAUACGAGACAUCUUUUACAGCUUUGUACAGACUAAAAUUAUAUCAAUUGAUCUUUUUCAACUGUUAUACUGUAAAUAUCUGACACAUUUUUUUUUGCAUUAGUAAUGCACUUGACACAGAAAUGUAAAUCAUUCCGAUCUACGUGUGAAGUACUUUAUAUCUCCAAGAUGUGAAAUAAUGUUAAGUGAACUGUUUGAGAUUCUACUUAGAAUGGGGUAAUUGUUAUUUGAAUACUUUGUUGUCAUCUGACGACAAUUAUGAAACUUAAGUAUUUCUUUUUGUUCUAUAUUCCAUCUGAGGCAUCCAUUUGAUACAGGUCGAGCACUUUCAUUUCUUUAGUUGACAUACACUUUAAGACCCAUUAUACGUCAUGAAACAGAACCUAGCUGAAGCGAUGUGUAAAAGGAUAUAUAAAAAUAAAGACUCGAAUGAAGCGUUGUAUUCUUUAAUA